Cinclus cinclus is the source of this 2279-nucleotide messenger RNA. Its product is annotated as 14-3-3 protein sigma-like. Gene Ontology annotation, biological process: peptidyl-L-cysteine S-palmitoylation; protein targeting to membrane; signal transduction. Bases 1 to 1092 code for a protein of 363 amino acids. The transcript has 9 exons. Gene Ontology annotation, cellular component: endoplasmic reticulum; Golgi apparatus; cytoplasm. Lineage: Eukaryota; Metazoa; Chordata; Aves; Passeriformes; Cinclidae. The record is from RefSeq and is a predicted model, not a curated record. Gene Ontology annotation, molecular function: protein-cysteine S-palmitoyltransferase activity; protein kinase binding.
AUGAAGGAGUGCGAGUACCGGCAGAUCCCGCCCGGGGCGGCGGCCGCGGCAGGCCCGGGCCCGGGCAGGUCGCCGUCUCCGGCGGGGGCCGCGGCCCCGCGGGCCGGAGCGGCGCGGCGGCCCCGCAGGAAGUGGGAGGUGUUCCCGGGCCGCAACCGCUUCUACUGCGGCGGCCGCCUCAUGCUGGCGCGGCACAGCGGCGUCUUCGCCCUCACGCUCGGCCUCAUCCUGGCCACCAGCGGCCUCUUCUUCGCCUUCGACUGCCCCUUCCUUGCCAGUCACCUGACCCUGGCCAUCCCCAUCAUCGCCGCCGUCCUCUUCUUGUUUGUCAUCAGCUGCCUGCUCCAGACAAGCUUCAGAGACCCAGGGAUCCUGCCCAGAGCCACCCCCAGUGAGGCUGCAGACCUGGAGAAGCGAAUUGACAGCAUGGGCAACUCCACGUACCGUCCCCCAGCCCGCACCAUGGAGGUGGUGAUCAACAAGUACGUGGUGAAGCUCAAGUACUGCUACACCUGCAAGAUGUUCCGGCCACCACGCACCUCGCACUGCAGCGUCUGCGACAACUGCGUGGAGAGAUUUGAUCACCACUGCCCCUGGGUGGGCAACUGUGUGGGCAAGCGCAACUACCGCUACUUCUACGCCUUCAUCCUGUCCCUGUCCUUCCUCACCGCCUUCAUCUUCGCCUGCGUCGUCACCCACCUCACCCUGCGCUCUCAGAGGGAUGGGUUCCUGGCCACUCUGAAGACAACCCCUGCGAGUGUUCUGGAGCUGGUGAUUUGUUUUUUCUCAGUCUGGUCUAUUUUGGGCCUCUCAGGUUUUCACACUUAUUUAGUCGCCUCCAACCUGACGACGAACGAAGAUAUCAAAGGGUCCUGGUCAAACAAGAGGGGCUCGGAGUUUGCCAAUCCCUACAGCCAUAAAAGCAUCCUCACAAACUGCUGUGCAGUGCUGUGUGGGCCAUUCCAUCCCAGUUUGAUAGACAGAAGAGGAUUUAUCCAGCCAGAUGUCGGGACCCCAUCCAGUAGUCCCAAGAGUGAAAUCCCUUCCUUUGGAGCCAAAACUGACACCAGCAUGGGGUUUUGCCUGACUUAGCCCAACAGCUUGUGGGACCCUUGGGCUCGUGCUGGGAACUGGGGGUCCCUGGGGAGUGCCAGACCCCUGAGCUCCAUGGAAUUGCUGUGAUCCCUGCUGGGAAUGAGGUGGGCACUGACAAAUGAUCCCCACUCAGAGCUGGGCUGCAGGAGGUUUUGUGUGCCUGGUGUCCCUCUUAGCUCCAUGAACACACCCUGUUCCCCUGGGCCCACCUGGAAUCUAUUCUGGCUCUCAGGCUGCAGCAGCUUCCCCUUUCCUUGGGAAGCUGGGCUGUUCAGCUGGGAGGGUUCUGGCUCCCAGCAGACCUGGAAGCCAGUGAGGAUGUCCUGGGUGAUCCCUGCUGGUUCUGUUUUCUGGCUGGGGCUGUGUUUUGGCCCUGCAGGUUGGUCAGACACGUUUUUCAGCAAGGACACGAGUCAGGGGACCCUCCUCUAAUGGGGAAGAGGGAACACUCUGUGCUCUGUGGCUCUCAUGAGAUGCAGGUCACAAGGGUUAAGGUUUGGGAGCUGGAGCUUGCCAGGAUUGUGCCCUGUCUGUGGGAGACCAAAAGGCAACAGAGAAGUGUGUGAAUUCCUGAGGGUCACACCUUUCCCAGGUAGAGUUUGACAGAGGAAGCAGUUGGGGGGGGUGCUGGUCUCUGAUAAGCUCAUGGUGUGCUCAUGGUUGGGUUUCUGACCAGCAGAGUGUCCCCAGGGCUGUCCCCAGUGCCUUGGGAGCCAUCCCAGCGCUCCUUCAUGAGCACCACUCUGCACCCAGCUGUGUCUCCAGGGGGAAGGGAGAGUCACAAACCUUGUAGCAAUACUUGAAUCGUGUUAUUAGAUGCUGCUGGAUAUUUUUGCACAAUUUGUAGGACUUUUUUCUAGGUAGAACGUUUUCUGUCCUGCGCAGCUGUGCACAGGGCAGAGGCUCACAGUACCGAGCUGCCUGUCAGGUUUCUGUGGGUCAGACAGUCCAGUUUCAACCUGGGGCAGGGGCAGCACAUUUUGGGGGGCAGCCCAGCCCCCCUGAGUUCACCAGCAUUGUGCUCUGUAAUCUGCAAGCGCCUGUGCCAGGGGAAUGGCAGAGGAGCAGUGAGGAGGGGGUUACCAGGGGCCAGACUCCUUCCUGUUUUUAUUUAAACCAGUUUCCUUUGUUACUCAAUAAAAUUCUAUUUUUAAAGAGUUAACUGCUUUGAUGAUUAUUUUCCU